CCUCCCUCCACCCCCGAGAAUCACUUGCGGCUUGCCGCGAUGGCCGCCCUCCGCCACUCUCCGGCCGCCCUCCGCCUCGCCGCUCGGCCCUCAGCCGUCGCCUUCGCCGCUCCCAUCUCCACCUCCCUCCGACGCUUCCCCUUCCAACCCCGGCCCCGCCCCCGCCCCCGCCCCCGCGCUUUCAAGCUCUCCUUCCCCCGCUUCUUCCCCUCCCCCUGCCGUCCCCGCCGCGGCGCCACCAUGGUCGACACCGCCGCCUCCAGCUACGCCUUCGCCCUCGCCGAUGUCGCCAACUCCAACGGCACCCUCGAGGCCACCAUUGCCGACGUCGAGAAGGUCGACUGCAUCUUCUCCGACCCCACCGUCCAGUCCUUCUUCGCCAACCCCACGAUCUCGCCUGAGAAGAAGCAGGAGGUGUUGAAAGAGAUCGCCUCCUCCUCCGAGCUUCAGCCCCACACCACCAACUUCCUCAACAUCCUCGUCGACAUGGGGCGGAUCGAUAUCAUCGAAGACAUCGUCAAGGAGUUCGAGGUGUGCUACAAUCGGAUUACCGGCACGGAGGUGGCCGUGGUGUCAUCCGUGGUGCGGCUUGAGACUCAGGACCUCGCCCAGAUCGCCCAGUCGGUUCAAAGGCUCUCAGGGGCCAAGAAUGUGAGGAUUAAGACUGUGAUUGAUUCCUCUCUCGUUGCUGGGUUCACCAUCCGAUAUGGGCCCUCGGGGUCGAAGCUUAUUGACAUGAGCGUCAAGAAGCAGCUCGACGAGAUUGCAGCGCAGCUUGAUUUCUCCUCCAUUGCGCUUGCCUGAUUUCGAGAAGUCACUCUUCAAGAAUGCAAGUUUGGAAUGAGGUGGUGAAAUGAGAGAUGGACCUGAUUCAAAACCAAAAUGCAAUUUUGGGCUUGUUUGAUUCAGAGAAGAGGCUUCUUUUAUGUCGCAAUGCCAUUUGCAAAUUAAUUGCAUGUAAGAAAGAAUGACAAUGUUGAUGUUGUAGCAUAUAAUUGACGUAAAGUUCGAAAUUUAAGGACCGGUGAAAGCUUGGAUGAAGGUAUAUAUGUAUACUUCGCAUAUCUGAGGAUUUCUCCCAAAGUCUCCAACUCAAACCCGGAUGAAUAUAAUAUAACUCUUGGUAUUUUUAACAA
Molecule: messenger RNA, 1136 nt
Organism: Elaeis guineensis (African oil palm)
Lineage: Eukaryota; Viridiplantae; Streptophyta; Magnoliopsida; Arecales; Arecaceae
Product: ATP synthase subunit delta, chloroplastic
Biological process (GO): proton motive force-driven ATP synthesis
Cellular component (GO): membrane
Molecular function (GO): proton-transporting ATP synthase activity, rotational mechanism
Source: RefSeq, a predicted model, not a curated record